Messenger RNA from Cucurbita pepo subsp. pepo (vegetable marrow), 2647 nucleotides. RefSeq names its product AP2-like ethylene-responsive transcription factor ANT. Lineage: Eukaryota; Viridiplantae; Streptophyta; Magnoliopsida; Cucurbitales; Cucurbitaceae. Gene Ontology annotation, molecular function: DNA binding; DNA-binding transcription factor activity. The record is from RefSeq and is a predicted model, not a curated record. Gene Ontology annotation, biological process: regulation of DNA-templated transcription.
GCUGCCAAGCCCCCAAUGUCAAUGCUCAAAAGUCAGGAAUGGCGGAAUGAGAUGGCCCCAUCCCCACACACACCAGAGAGACACCUUUUGUUUUUGUCCAAACCCUCAGCCCUCUGUGGCCACCGCAUAAAACAGUGUUCUUGCUGGAUCUUCUGUCGACACCUUUUCCUGUUGGAUUUGGAAAUGAAAUAUGAAAACGAAGACUGGAGCAGUAUUUAAAGUUAGAUAGAUGAGCUCCUUUGGACUGCAAGAACACGCCCAACAAUCUGCACACCAUACUACGAAAAAGACACCAACCUCAGACGCUCUGCUCGUCAAAUCCAUCAGACCUGCUCUGCACUGCCACUUUGAUAAAGCAACCAAAAUAAUGGAUACAAUAAAGAGGAAGUGCCCAUUUUGGUUACCUGACCCCCGCUUGCCCCGCUCUCUGUCCUUCAUCAACUCCUUGAUUUAGCAACCUUCUGUAAUUGGGGAGAGAAAAGUGGCCAAUAAUGCACCGAUUUUCUUCAGCAUUACUGAGAAAUUGGGUGCUUUAGAGAAGACCCACCUGGCUUCAAUCUGUAAUUUGUUUGAUUUUUUUUAUUUGGGUUUCUGUAGUUUGAGUUGCCCAUUUGAAGAACAAUUUAAAGACCGUCGAACAUGAGAUGAUGGCUUCUUAAUCACACGAAUCCCUAUGCAAAUGGGGAAUUUUCUCUUCUAGUUUCUUUUUGUUUGUUCAUCUCGUUCAGAAACAUCGCCUCUUAUUUUAUCUACAAUGAUUGAGUUGCUUUGCUUCAAUAUCAACUAGCAGCAAAACACUCAAGAAACUCUUGCAUAAGUAGACAACUUGAGUAUCAUAAACGUAGAGUGAUCUACCAAGGCCAAAGCCAGGCAAGUUCUAACGCCAUGCCAAAUAGUUUCUUAGCUUCUCAGCAUUAUAAUGGUGAUUUGGUUUCUCCCUUGUCUGUAAUGCCAUUCAAUUCAGAUGGAUCUCUUUGUUUCAUGGAGUCACUCAGCACAUUACAACCUCAAGAAAUGUUGCCAAAUAUCUCACCAAAGCUUGAGGACUUUCUUGGUAGUGCUAAUCAUGGAAGAGAGGCCACAGCUUUGAGCUUAGACAGCAUAUAUUACAAUCAAAAUGAUGGUGCUGAUGCUGUCUCAGAGAGGCAACAUUGUUUGAAUCUUUUUAAGCAACAAGAGCAACAUAUUCUUUUUGGAAUGUUCCAGUUUCCAGCUGAGGAUGCCAACAAGGAGUCUCAUAUUGCAAGCCAUAGCUAUGAAAUUCGACACGCUCUGGAGCAGCGUAUCGAUCGGAUGAGUAGCCAAGACGUAGAGCCUCUUAGCUUGUCAAUGAGUCCUGGUUCUCAGUCUAGUUGUGUUACUGCUCCAACCCAAAAUUGUCAUCCUGGACUAGCCACCAUGGAAACAAAGAAAAGGGGUCUACUUGGUCGAAAGAAGCCGGUGCACCGGAAGUCGAUCGACACGUUCGGACAAAGAACGUCACAGUACAGAGGUGUUUCGAGACAUAGAUGGACUGGUAGAUAUGAGGCUCAUUUGUGGGAUAAUAGUUGUAAGAAGGAAGGCCAAACCAGGAAAGGAAGACAAGUUUAUCUCGGUGGCUAUGAUAUGGAGGAGAAAGCAGCAAGAGCUUAUGAUCUUGCAGCUUUCAAGUACUGGGGACCCUCCACGCAUUUGAACUUCCCGUUAAAGAAUUAUCAAGUUGAAAUUGAAGAAAUGAAGAACAUGAACCGCCAAGAAUAUGUCGCCCAUCUGAGAAGGAAAAGCAGUGGAUUCUCCAGGGGAGCUUCGAUAUACAGAGGAGUAACUAGACAUCAUCAGCAUGGGAGAUGGCAAGCUCGGAUCGGAAGAGUCGCCGGGAAUAAAGACCUCUAUCUUGGAACAUUUGGCACACAAGAGGAAGCAGCUGAAGCAUAUGACAUAGCAGCCAUCAAGUUCCGUGGCACAAACGCGGUUACAAACUUCGACACUUCAAGAUACAACGUAGAAAGGAUCAUGGUGAGCAGCAGCCUUCUUUCAAGAGAGAUAGCAAGACGAAACAAAGAGCACAAACUAACCAACGCAAUCGAGCGCAAAGAACCGACACAAAACAUCGAUCGAAUCGACCCCUCGGAGAUUUCCAACAGCAACAACAUAGAUUUGAGGUCGACAUUCGACGACACGAUGUUGCUGGAUCGAAACACAACCAUUGAAUCCAUAGACCGGAAGUCGGUAACAUCCGGUGGUUACCUAAACCAUCUGAUGGGAGUGGAAACGGCAAUGGGGAAGGAUUCAAGGAAGUUCAGGGCACAUUUCUCCAAUGCUUCAGUUUCUUUGCCUGUUAUGUCAAGUGUUUGGAAUGAUGUCUGAGACAGACAGACAGCUUCUUUCAAUAUCUUUCUUCAAUGUUUAAUGAAUUGUCUUCAAUUCCACUCACUAGUGAGUAUAAUUAGGAGGGAGUCCCACAUUAGUUAAUUUAGGGAAUGAUCGUGAAUUUAUAAGUAAGAAAUACAUCUCCAUUGGUAUGGGCCAUUUUGAGGAAGCUGAAAGCAAAGUCACGAGAGUUUAUGUUAACAGUGGACAUCGUACCAUUGUAGAGAGUCACGAUUCCUAACCAUCAACAUCAUGAUCUAAUCCACCUUAUUUUUCUCGAAUCUUUUGGCUCAGAAUG